This is a messenger RNA of Microthlaspi erraticum, 528 nucleotides long. Lineage: Eukaryota; Viridiplantae; Streptophyta; Magnoliopsida; Brassicales; Brassicaceae. The record is from the annotation of a GenBank genome assembly.
AUGGAGAAUCUACCUCCCGGUUACCGUCCCAAUGUUGGUGUUUGUCUAAUCAACUCGGAUAAUCUGGUAUUUGUAGCUUCUAGAUUGAAUGUUCCUGGAGCAUGGCAGAUGCCACAGGGAGGCAUUGAAGAUAGGGAGGAUCCAAAGUCAGCAGCCAUGAGAGAGUUACAAGAAGAAACUGGGGUCGUUUCAGCUGAAAUCAUCGCUGAGGUUCCAAACUGGUUGACAUAUGAUUUCCCACCUGCAGUAAAAGCAAAAGUUAACCGUCUCUGGGGAGGUGAAUGGCAUGGUCAAGCUCAGAAAUGGUUUCUAGUGAGACUGAGACACGAUGAGGACGAAAGAGAGAUCAAUCUAGCGAACAACGAAGCGGAUUCAGAGUUUGCGGAGUGGAAAUGGGCGAAACCGGAAGAAGUGGUAGAGCAAGCAGUUGAUUACAAAAGGCCAACUUACGAACAAGUCAUCAAGACAUUUGGUUCUUACUUGAACGAUACAGGAAGAGCUGCUAAAUGUAAAUCAGCCAAGUGGUAA